Molecule: messenger RNA, 1639 nt
Organism: Beta vulgaris subsp. vulgaris (sugar beet)
Lineage: Eukaryota; Viridiplantae; Streptophyta; Magnoliopsida; Caryophyllales; Amaranthaceae
Product: zinc finger protein CONSTANS-LIKE 16
Exons: 2
Coding region: 186-1475 (429 amino acids)
Biological process (GO): regulation of DNA-templated transcription
Cellular component (GO): nucleus
Molecular function (GO): protein binding; zinc ion binding
Source: RefSeq, a predicted model, not a curated record
UUUUGCAAUUAUUGCACACAACACUUCUACACCCCGCUCUUUACUCACGAUAUUCCUAAUAUUCCUCUUACUCCCACCUCUUCACAAUCAAUUUUUGCAUCUCACAACUCCCAAAACACAACAACGAUUACGGUCGUGGAUACUGUUACGGUUACGGUUACAGUUACGAUUACGAUUAAGAUAAGAUGAUAUCUGAUAAAAAGAUCGCUAACGCGGUUAGUGGCAAAACAGCGAGGGCGUGCGAUUGCUGCAUACGAAAGCGAGCUCGAUGGUACUGCCCAGCCGAUGACGCCUUCCUAUGCCAAACAUGUGAUAGCUCAGUACACUCCGCCAACCAGUUGGCUCGUAGACACGAACGAGUCCGUUUAAAGACGGCCUCGCUAAGGCGGUCCGAUGAUCAUCAACGGACCGACAUACCCUCAUGGCACCGUGGCUUAACUCGCAAACCACGAACACCACGCCACGGGAAGCAUCAGUCAAAAACCGAAGAGCGAAAUCCACUUCAUGUCAUUGUUCCAGAGCUUGGGAUGGAGGAUUCAAGCUCCUCCCAAGAUGGUGAAACAGAGGAGGAGCACCUCCUUUACCGGGUCCCCAUUUACGACCCGUUCAUAGCCGACGAUAUUCGACCGAUGGAGCUAGAGGGAGGAUUAGACACUGCAAAGUGCAUGUUUAACAACUCCAAGUCAUCCCCUGAUGGAUAUCUGCCUUCUGAUAUAGAUCUUGAGGAAUUCGCAGCUGAUGUUGAGACCUUAUUGGGCAAAGGUCUUGAUGAUGAAUCGUAUGGGAUUGAAGAGCUUGGAUUAUUGGGUUGUAGUAUUAAUAACAACGAGAUUCAUGAUAUUGAGAAAAUUAUAAAGGAAGAAGGUGAAUUGGGUGAUGAAGGAGAAAUGAUCAGAAGGUGUGAAAUUGAAGCUGACAGCAAUAGUUUAGUGAUUAAAGAGCCAUUUGAGUUUAGUUUCGACUAUGAUGAUCAUUAUUUUGGGACUAUGUGUGAAGAUGAUGUAGAAGAUCAAAAAAAAGUUAUAAUGAUUGAGCAAUCAAUGGGAAAUGAAUUAAGUAAAAUAGAAAGAGAUGAUGAAACAGAGAAUAAAAGAAGAAAGAUUUUAUUAAGGUUGGAUUAUGAGGCAAUAAGUGACGCAUGGGCUAGUCAUGGUUCACCUUGGAUUAAUGGACAACGUCCUCAAAUUAAUUCUGACGAUUGCUGGCCUCAUUGCAUGGCAACAUGUGGGCUAGAAGGACGUCAUCCAAUAUAUGGAGAUCAUCAAAUGGGAGGAAUGGGAGGGAAUAGAGGAAUUGGAGAUGGAGGGAGAGAAGCAAGGGUAUCAAGAUACAGAGAGAAGAGAAGGACAAGAUUAUUCUCUAAAAAAAUAAGGUACGAAGUUAGAAAAUUGAAUGCAGAGAAGAGGCCACGAAUGAAAGGAAGAUUUGUAAAGAGAUCUUCCUUUGCAGCAGCUACCACUGCCUUUUCCAAAUAGAAUUUGCUUGAUUUUGAGGGACUUGUAGUUUUGGUUAACUGAAUCUUUUGGUCAUUUUUUUUGUACCAUAUCAUCAUUAAGGUCUUGUAAUUAAGUAUGAGAGAUUCUCUUUGUAUUAAAAGAGAAUCUUAUUAUAUAGUAACUGAAUUUAAAUUUAGGCCUGA